AUGCAUCAUUCAUCACCAUUGUCCAAUACGAAUCAUCUUCCAAAAAAUGCCAACACUGAUAGUGACAACGAAAGCAUGUCGUCCAAUGGCGACGAUGACUUGUCCGUUCCACCUGGUGCUUCUACCUCGCCCCUCAGACAACAGCCCCGUUCAUCAGUCUGUUCUAUCACUCGCUCUGCAACUAGCAUGAUCGGUACUGCAGCAGCUUCAGUCGUUACCUAUACCUUAAUGAACACUGCUAAUCCUGAUUCUGAUCAACGUCCUAUGAAUGCAGCUGUCGCAUUAGGAGUAGGAGUUGCUGCCAAUGUAGUUUUAAACACUAAGCUUCUCGAACCACUUGUGACUAAAUUGGAUCAAUGGAUUGCGGAAGGUAUGCAGCAGUUCCAGCGUUGGUCUCAAGAUCAAAACGAUUUGGCUGCUCAACGCUAUAAUCACAAGAGCCUCGAAGAUCGAAUUUGGAAUGCUCUAGUUACUAAUAAAUUCAAAGUGGCCGCUAGUGGAAUUGCAAUUGCAGGAAUUACUGUUAAAUGGAGCCAAAUUAUCGAAUUCAUCUGUAAAUAUGCUCCUGACAGUUGCUCUGAAUGUCUUCGGAAAGUUAUCAAUCUGCGCAGCCAAAUCGAGACCAUUAUCAAUUCGCCGGCCUUUCUGACCGCUAAUGUGGCUGUUUCUCUAACUAUAGCUGCUUAUGGUCUUUAUAUUGCCUAUGGUGCGAAUCAACAGUUCAAAGAAUUGAACAAAAUCACAUUCGAGCCAGUGAAGAAGGAUUUUGAUGAAGCCAUCAGCAACUUGAUUGCAGCUAUUCAAAGUUCGAACAUAAGCACAGCUAGAAUCAGAGCCGCUUUUACUCGUCUUGAACUAGCCAACAUCACAGCACAAGAUAAAUUACAAUCAACCAUACGUCAGGUGAUAUAUCAUCACAACAAAGCUUUGCAAAGAAAGGAUAGAGUCGAUUUGGCUGGUCAUGUUGCUCUGGGCGCCAGCAUUUGUUUAGGAGCAGGCGCAUUAUACUCAGGAGCUCAAGCUGUGAAAGGGGCAGGAACAGCGCUUGCGAUUGCAAAGGCUACUUUAGCUAAUCAAUCUGUAGCUUUGUCGUUUCUCUUUCUUACAAGCUAUGGAACUUGCAAGUUCGGGUCACGUCAGUGCCAACUCGUCAUUGAUAAAUGUGAGGAACUGCAAAGAGAAGCAAAGGAAACAACGCAGCACAUCGCACGGGCACAUACUAAUGCAAAAGAGGAAUUGGAAGUUUUGCUUGAAAGGACACAAAUACACAAUUAG
Molecule: messenger RNA, 1275 nt
Organism: Adineta ricciae
Lineage: Eukaryota; Metazoa; Rotifera; Eurotatoria; Adinetida; Adinetidae
Source: the annotation of a GenBank genome assembly